ACACUGAUUUUUGCAUUACACACGUCCACGAGGCAGUCGGCGUUUUGAUACUUUUAUUUACAUUUUGGAAGUCAAACUCAAAAAUGGUAUCGCAGGAACAGAUCAAUGCCAUUGGCGGCGUGCUAAACAAUAAGGAACGUCCGCUCAAAGAACGCUUUAGGGCGCUCUUCACCUUAAAGAACAUUGGUGGCGGCACAGCCAUCGAGGCAAUAAGCAAAGCCUUUGAUGAUGAUUCCGCAUUGCUCAAACAUGAGUUAGCUUAUUGUCUUGGACAGAUGCAGGACACACAGGCACUGCAGAUACUCACCAAGGUGCUAGAGGACACCACUCAAGAGCCGAUGGUACGCCACGAGGCUGCUGAAGCACUGGGUGCUAUUGGAGAUCCAAAAGUGCUGCCACUCCUCGAGAAAUACAAAGAGGAUCCAGUAAUUGAGGUUGCAGAAACAUGUGCCAUUGCCUUGGAUCGCGUGCGCUGGGUGCAAAGUGGCCAACAGGUGGAUGAUCAGAAUCCUUAUGCCUCGGUGGAUCCUUCCCCACCCACCGCUGGCAAGAAGAGCGUCGAGGAACUAAAGACGAUUUAUUUGGAUCCCACUCAAAGUCUCUUCGAUCGUUAUCGCGCCAUGUUUAGUCUAAGGAAUCUGCGCACCGAAGAGAGUGUACUGGCCAUUGCUGAGGGAUUGAAGGACAAGUCAGCGCUGUUCCGUCACGAGGUUGCCUUUGUCCUUGGUCAAUUGCAGGAGCCGUGCAGCAUUCCGCAUUUGCAAGAAAAUCUUGAGGAUCGUCUGGAGAAUGAAAUGGUACGUCAUGAAUGCGCAGAAGCUUUGGGCGCCAUUGCAACAGAGGAAUGCAUUCAGAUCUUGAAUCGUUAUGCCGAUGAUGACAAACGCGUUGUGAAGGAAAGCUGCGUCAUUGCACUGGACAUGUGCGAGUAUGAGAAUAGUCCAGAAUUUCAGUAUGCGGAUGGUUUAACUAAACUUGAUGGAACGAAGUGAUUGCUAGUUUAAGUAAAAUCAUAUUUUAUUGUAUAUAAUAUUUGUUAAAUUUUAUAUUCUAUUUGUAUUACGCCUGGUUUUGUAUGCAACUGUGAAUCGUAUCUAAUCAGAAGCGAGAUAAAUAAUCAGACAAACGUGAC
Messenger RNA from Drosophila albomicans, 1132 nucleotides. RefSeq names its product deoxyhypusine hydroxylase (gene nero). NCBI's taxonomy places the organism in Eukaryota, Metazoa, Arthropoda, Insecta, Diptera, Drosophilidae. Gene Ontology annotation, biological process: peptidyl-hypusine biosynthetic process. Bases 84 to 992 code for a protein of 302 amino acids. The record is from RefSeq and is a predicted model, not a curated record. Gene Ontology annotation, molecular function: deoxyhypusine monooxygenase activity. The transcript has a single exon.